GCGCGCGGCGGGGCCAGGAAUCGUGGAGGAAGGAAGCUUCGCUGGCCAGUCGGUCCAAGGCUCCACCUGCAGCCACACCGCGUAGGUUCUCCCUCUCUCCGCCUCGCUCGCUCGCAUUCACACACAUACACCACAGCUCUCCUUUGGGUCGGAGAAGACGCCAGCCAAAGAAGGCGGGGUUGCAGGAGGAGAGUCCGCUCUGCGCAAUCCAGUCCGGGACUUGGCUCCGCCCGGGAGCGACGGCCUCUCCGGGGAAAGACGAGUAGUGAGCGGCAAGGGGUGAGGCUGCAGCCAACUCCGCUCCCCGCGCACUCGGCUGCCCAGGCGCUCGGGACGCAGCAGCGACGCUUCUCCGCGGGGCCGACCGCCCGCGAUGCCCGCUUAGGAGCAGCGGCAGCGGCCAGCAUCUCCACACCCGCAGCAUAGCGCGCCAGGGCGCUGAGCGGGGCUACAGCGUGCACCCCUGCCCCAGCCCCCACCCUGCCCCCCACCCUGAAAUGACUUGUUAAUCGGCGCAGACACCACCGAAGGGACUCACCGGAGUGGAAUCCAAGUGGAAUUUGGAUUUGGAGAAGAGUUUCUUGAACAUUUACUCCUUCCUUGUUGGUUUUUUCCUUCUUUUUUCCUCUCCCCUUCUGUGUCUGUCAUUGGAGAUGAACACAGCACGUUUGCAUCCCAGAAAGUAGUCGCCGCGACUGUUACCCCCAAAGAGACAAGCACACAUGUAGGAAUGACAAAGGCUUGCAAAGGAGAGAGCACAGCUCGCGGCCCGGAGAGAUCCCCUCGAUAAUGGAUUACUAAAUGGGAUACACGCUGUACCAGCCCGCUCCGAGCCCCGGCCGUCUGCCCGUCGAUGCACCGAAAAGUGUAAAGCCCCAGGUCAACCUAAGGUGCCAUCCUUACUGUGAGAUGCAGAGCACCUGGGCGCUGUGGACGGUCUGCGGACUGCAGUGCACAGCGAUGUGUGCUGGGCGCGUGCUGCCGGGGCCUUCAGAAGCUGGUCACUGGACAACAUCUCUCCUUGGGCAUCGCCUUUGCUUUUGCUGUGAUUGAGUAGAGCCAUUUAAAGGCACAGUUUCAAGCCCGCAGAGCCUGACACGGGGCUCUCUAUAUCAUUAGAUGUUGUUAACAUUAGCACUUUUAGAGUAUUAUUUCACAGACGUGGUUUCAAGUUCAGGAGCUAAAAGGUGGAGUAAUGGUGUCAGAUAACCUCGGAGAGAAUCAUUCUCUUGGUAAUCUCUCCUUUCUUAAAAUAAUCCAGACAUUGCUGACUGUGAAAUUUGUGACUAACCUUCAGUAGAUGUUUAUUUUGCUUUUAAAAUAAAACCAAGGACGCUUAGAAGUAGUCAUAAAAGGAAAUAUUAUGGAAAUUAAUGACCUGGAAUAAUUGAAGGAUAUUUAUAGCAUUCAUAUUUUAAAAUAACAAUGGCUUAAAAUGCUGCUUAAAUAAUAAACUCUUUAGCCACCAAUGCUUUUCCAUUCAAACCGUAAAGGAAUGCAGUUCCUUAUUUUCUAUUUGUCCAAGGUUAGGAUCCAUCACUGACUUAACCAUGAUCUGAAGAUGCUCAAUUAGAAGGCCCAUGAGCAAUGGAACCAGUUACAGCCAGUUGACUUAAACGUGUGCUAUCACCAGUCCUAAAAGUAGCCUGGCCUUUGGCAGAGAGGUGUUUGUGAUGGGCAUGAAUAUUGGUUGAGCAUUCUGAUUAUUGUUUGUAUACUAUUAAAUGCUCUGAAAAUUUAUAAUUUAUACACGGAUUGAAUGAUAUAGGGGAACACUGUCUUGUGAAUUUUGCAUAAAUGGUACCCUGCAUUCCUGUUGGUACUAGAAAACUACUCACAUGGCACCUUCUGUUAACAAUAAUUGGACAUUUAUGCUUCCUUAGAAGAUAAGAGUGUAAUUUCUCAUUUAUUAUAAAUAAAAUCAUUUUUAUUUCUUGUCUCUGGUUUCCAUCUCUGUUUACAUUUUGUUUCUCUGGUCACUGUUGGCAGAGGUGAAGAAAAUUAACUUCCCUAACCCUCCAUCAGAGGAUGGGUAACAAUGGGUGACUGCGGUUUCCAGCGGGAGUUAUCCCCAUGCCAGCCCCCAUCCUUUUCCUCCCCCAGAAAGCAAAUGUUAUGAGCGUUUCAUGAUAGUCUAGUCUUCUCCAAAGAUAAACGUAAUCACCAAGAUCCUACUGCCUCUUAUCUCUCUUCAGGUUUUAGCCUGAAUUGUGUUCUAGUAUCUGAGGUCUCCAUAUGCUAUGGGAUGGUGCAAAACAGAAUUUAUCCCAUUAUUGAGGCUAACUUCUCAGACUCCAAGAGAAAUUUUUCUUUCUUGAUUCAGUCCUCUUUUGGUAGAGGCCUAUAAAGUAACCUCUUAGGAGAUUCUUGGCUAUAUUCAGGGAAUUUAAUAUGUGAUUUGUUUCCCCUGAAUUUUCAGAGACAUCUAAGAGAUGAUUUAUGAGGUCCGUUUUGCUGUUUGCUUAUGCUAAUAUUUAUUUUUUUAAUUGAUUCUUUGAGAGCCUGAAAAGUGGUUAGUUAGUCUUCCCAUCAGCUAGCUCUGAAAACCUUUAAACUAUAUCUAAGAUCAUGCUUUAGUUAUUGUACACUUCUUUCUAGAAGUAAAAAUUGUAGACAGAGAAGACCAGGCCUGUCCCAUUAUUCCUUUAGUUUCCAAGGCAGCAUUCAUGUAAGAACAGUUUAAAAUGUUUUUGGACAAUGACGAAACCCUUUUCGUUGUCCAUUACGGCUUACAGGAUGGAAUUGUGCAGAGCAGUACUGUUUUCAGGUGAAUUGAAGCUCUACAGGCAAAGAGAAUGAAGUUGUCUUCUUAUAUCUUUUGUUACCUUGGUGUAAUCUGAAGGCAAGCUCGUUUGUCCCUGGCCCCGGUUUUCCCAUUGAAAAGGGGACUUUUGGAAACAUAUGGUAAAACCUUCCAACUGAAGAAGUAGUGAAAAAUAUAUUAUUUAAACACAACAGUAGCUUUUGCGUGGUAUACACCAUUAUAUUUAUAGACUAUAAAUUGAAAAGAACUUUGAAUAUAAUGUGAAUAGUGGGAGGUCUGUUUUAUAAUUCUUGACCAUCAAAAACCCCAAGAUGUAUUAGCAGCCCAUGGCGACCCUCGGGAACCCAUUUUCAAAGUUGUCUGUAUAGAAUGACAUGCACAGUUUCUGUCCUCCACGGCAGGGGCUUGAAACUUUCCUCCAUAUACCACCCUAAAGCGAAUUUUCUGCUCCAGUGUGACAAGAAAUGUGAUAUUCACUGAAACGCACCAUGAGUCUUGAGAACCAUUGUUGAGCUGACUUGGCCAUGGCAGCUAAAUGGACAGUAUCGAGAGUGUGCCAGUCCUCCCUGGAAGCAAGAAUUAAGGUCCAUAAAUCAAAUCUCAAGUACGGAAAAGAAAGAAAGAAAAGAAAGCUGUCAAGGAGGGUGAAAGCAUCAUAACUGGCCCUCACUGUUCUGUAGUGCCCAGCUGUGUUGAUACCCACAGAGCUUUGGAACCAAUUCAAGACCGAUCAACCCAAAACUAGACAAUAAAGUUCCAGGGCUGCCAGACAUCCCUGUCUGCAGGUGUUAGUGUAAGUGAUAGGGUAGAUGGUCUUCCACAAGAACCGUGAUGGCCCCGGGGCCAGUCUGCCAGCACAAAAUGUAUGUCCAGUGAUAAGGUUCAGCACACUUGGAGAGAGCAUUAAUGGGCAGCCCGUAAGAGCACUUCAGCUCCUUUCAAAGAGUAACUUACAUAUUGCAAAGUUCUGGAUGUAAUAUUCUUUAAUUAAUAGUGCUGAUCAUGUUCCCUCCUUAUUUGCAGAAUGCUUUACGUUCAUGGGUGUUGACUCAAGGGAUCAUUCAGCUUCUUUUAUUAAGUAUCAGAUGUAUAGCAGUUUACAUCAUUGGAGUUUCUCCUCUGGUUUAGAUCCAAAGACAUAAUUAGCCAGCCUUAAUGCUUGCUUCUUAGUAAUACUGUUAUGAAAUAAAAGCUUCUUAGGUAGAAGCUUCCUUAAUAGAUAAAGCAAAGGCCUUUUCUUAAUCAGUACAUUACUUAAGAGAAUAUUAAUCAAAUAGUUAAGUAAAACAUAGCUUUUAAAAUAUAGCCCUUUGAUCUUAAGAAUAUGUAAGAGUACUAAUUUCCGAUAACACAUACCUUAAAUCAGCUGACGUUUUAGGAGUUAAUUCUUAGGAGUUAAUUUCACAUAUUGGAAUAUUGAAAAAUAAACAAAUACAAAUGUAAUGUGAAUAUAUUUAGAGGGUUUGGCACAUGCCUUGGCUGGAAAGACAAUUAGGAUGACCUGGAAGAAAAGGAUCAAAACAAGUAUUUCCAUAAAAUUGAAUAUGAGGUUUUUCAGCAACAUCAGUGCUAUACUUCUUUAGGACACUUGGUACCCAUGCCCAGGUAUUACCUACCAUUUCUUUAAUGCCACUAGAAAAAAAAAAGAUAGAUUUUUUUUUUUAAAGCUAAUAGAUUUUUAAAAAUCCUUUUGAAGUCUUUCUGGAGUAACAGGAAAAACUGAUGCAAAGGCGAAGAGCAAACAGAAUGACUUAAUGGAAAUCAAGCAACAAGCCUAAGGGAAAAAUAGGUUUGGAACCGAAAAUAAAUUGAACAUAUAACACCUCUCCAUUUUGUUCCCUUUUCUUUUUGUUUUUCGUGAGAAUCUAUAUUUAUGGAAAAGUCAGUUGAUUGCUUAUCAGGCUGAAGCUUGUGUUUGCUCAGACUAGCGAUAAUGAGCAAUAAAAAGAGGUGGGAAUGGCUGAAGUCUGGGGAGAUGGAAUCAGGAGAAAUAGGGGCUCAGGAGAGUUUUCAGGAUCUGCGUUUUGAAAGCUCUGUAAUCACCCCUUGGGCUGUUAUGUUCGUUGGAGGGGUUAGGGUAAGGAUCUGUGUGAUGAGUAUGGGGGAUUUCCAGGCAAGCUGGAGAGUCUGCUGACUCUGGGGAAGGGCUCCCAGUCAUUACCUAGUUACAGCCCUGUGCUCAGGUUGACAAGUGAUUGAAGCCUUGCUUCUGGAAGUAUGGCCCACCAACCAGCAUCAUUAGCAUCACCUGAGAGCUUAUUAGAAAUGCAGAUGCUCAGGCCCCACACCAGACCAACUGGGGAUGAGUCUAUAUUUUAACAAGGCGAUUGGUGCACACAUUGGUGUUUGAGAGGCAUUGGUCCAAAGGACACGUGGACAUGAGAUAUGAGGAUAUGUGGAGUGUGGGGUGCAAAAAUGGAGUUGUCUUAGAAAAAAAGGGGAACAAACUAUUUUUAGACAGCUAGCUAACAGCAUUGCAGGGAUGUGAUGGUAUUUGUUGGUAGUUUAUCUUUCAAGAUAUAAAACAAUCAGAGUGUCUCGGGGAAGUGGUUAACUUGGACCUUGACAUGCUUGUACCUGUGGAGUCAUGGGAACCCAGUAUUUGCCUCAUAGCCCCAAGGCCACGUAGGCAAAUGGCGCUGAGGUGAGAGAGCUGGUGAUAAGAAGAGUGACACUAAUCUCAGUGGCCUUUAGGAUUACGGCUAGCCUCAGGUUUCAGACCUUUGACUCCAGUAAACUAAGACUCUGCCCUUGGUUUCCAGCACAUACUUAUGAUUGAAAUGAUUUCUCAUUUUCUUAAAUCUUCCUGCUUCCAAAAUGCUUUGCUGCCUUUACAAACAACCUGAAUUGUCCUAACAACCUCACAGGAUAGCUCAGUACUGUGUCCCCCUAAUUCUAAAAGGCAAAUGAGGAUUUAUUUCUACCAUCACCCCUGCAGUUUUGAUGGACUGCAGAACUGGAUGGGGCCAAGAAGUCUCCCCUUUCAGAGCAGGUUUUCACCACAUCUGAGUGGCAUCUCCAGUCCUACAUGGAGAGACGAGGUCAGCCUUUGUCUCUACUUUCCCACUCUGAGCUGCCAUUUUCCAGUGCAACCACGUCCAUUAGGUAGCACAUGAAUAAGCCUGGGACAUAGUUUCCUGUAACAGUGGAGGGUGAGGCUGCAGAUAAACCCUCUCCACAUCACCUUUUAUGCCAAAGUCUAAAAGCAAUAAAUACCAACUUAGAGAAACAUUGACUAGAAAUGAUGAUAUCACAGUAAUGACAAAUCCGUUUUUGUCCUUGUAACAUUUUGAUAUAAUGAUCUCAGUCCUGCUUGGCAGGCAGACUCCAUUCUGAGGGUCGUGGGAGGCCUGUCCUGAGAAGUACACAAGGAAACUGCAAACCACAUCCGUGCCCUAGAUCGUGCCUGACCCCACGCUCGGGAAGGAGGACUGGGAAGGAGACUCCUCAGUGAUCCCAGAAACCAACUCUGAUAAGGAAGGGCCACCCGUAGUGACAGCGGUUGGAAGGAGUGCCUUCAACAGUAAUAACCCAGAAGUGUAAAUACGUUGCUGAAAGAAGGACUAGUGUCUGUUCCCAGCUUUUCCAGUACACAAGUUAUUUCUUGGAAACAUUAGGGAAUGUUUCCCUAAUGAGAAUUCUUUUUUUCCUAUCUCUACCAAGGUGCAUUUAAUCUGCAUGAGAAAUGCAGCAGAGAACAUUGACAGUCAUGUAAUCAAAGACCCACCAAUGUGUUUUAAGAGCUGCCACAAAGAUUAAAGAACUUAAAUGGAGAAGUAAAGGAGAAGAGAAAACAUUCGAAGUCUACCACAAACAGGAAAAGCGCGAGUUUGGGCAGGAAUGUAAGCAAAUUGGAGACUUCAUCAGGAGCAAUGAGGCUUGACCACAUUAUCUAAACCCAUCUGUUUGCCUUAUCAUUAUUGUCCCAUUGGCUUCUUUUUCUUCUUCCAGCACAAACUCCUGUCGGCAUGUGGGUGUGGUAUUGUUGCUACCUAAUCUGGAUUAAACAGCCCUGGAAGGUCGGAAACUAGUCAGAUUAUAAUCCUUUGGAGAAGAUCUAAUGCUUCCCCCAUGUUGAUCAGUCUUGACCAUUCUGAAUUAAACAAUGAAAUUCUUGGCCUCAUUUAAAAAUGUAACAAGUCUAAAUGUUGAGGAUAAGCUUUGUUUUUACAUUAGCAGACAUUUCUAUGUAGCCUGUUAUGUUUCAAGAAUAAUGAGAAUUAUUCCAGGAAGAAAAAAGUAUUUUCAGCAGAAACUAAAUCAAGAGAAAAAAGAAAGAUUGAGAUAUAUCUGUGGUUCUGAGGACUACCUCAGAAAACGUGAGAGUAGAGUGGUUCCAAGUGGGAGAGAACCUCUUCUGAACUGGGUCAUUUUGCUCACAUGCUACAUAAGAGGAAGCAGGGGGAGGGGGUUUUACCAAACCCAGGGAUCUUGUAAGAGUUUUCCAGAAACACUAAGUAAAAUUUAAUUCAUAAUGAAAUAGAAAGGCAGCACUUCUCUGACUUAAAGGAAUUCAGUUAUAGUCAUAACAGAAAACCAAUCCUCCUCCCAUAGAAGUUGAAAAAUGGAAUUGACAUCAUCUUGAAAGAGAAAAGCUGGUAUUUUCUGAGCUCAAGGGGAAAAAACCCUUCAAUUUUGUGAUAUGCUGCUUGGGCUUUGUGAGUAUUCAAAUAGACCUACAUUCGCAGAAUCUCAGUGUUACAAAUGGAAAAUGUUGCUAUCUCCAAAAUGACAAAAAGGAUCAGGGAGAAGGUUCAAGCGGUGCUGAAGCAGCAGCCUCUGGAAGUAAACAAGAUCGUUGGCAGCCCAGAGAAAUGAAGACAUGGAGAGUGAACUAGGUAGUUCUGCGCGGAAGAGGCUCCACUGCCCUCGCUUCCUUGCUCUUUGUACCCUUCAGCCACAGACACUUCCUGUUUCUCCAAUGUGACGCAGGAACCAGCUUUAUUUAGAGUUUAAAGUGAUGACAACCCCCGUAGGUUUUGCCCCGAUCUGCUAGUGUCUGCAAAUAGUCAAACUUCACCUUAAAAGAAAUCCAGAUUCUUGUGGAAUCUUAGAAGAGUAUGAUACUUGCCUUUAAAAGUUUUCUCUUUUUCAGUUUCUCUGAUGCAGGAGUCCUAAGGACCUGUGCUGCUUUUAAAUUCCCUGCAGUCUAAAGUAAAUGAGAGGGGAGAAAGCAAGUGGGUCCUGAACCCUAUUAAUGCAAGAUGAAGGUACAGUCAGGGUCCUAUGAAAAAAAAAGGCCAUUGAAAAUGCUAUCUGUAUGUAAAGAGGUUUGGGAGAGGUCUCCUGGGAAUGAAAAGGACAAGGCAAAUACUGAGUGUCCUUUAGAAGAUACUUUAUUUCUCAAAGAAGGAUCCAGAUUUCUGACUUAUAGAAACACCAGAAUACUGGUCACUUAUGGUCGCAGCUCCAGCGGCGCAUGCCUCCUGGACCUUACACGAUUUGGUUGGCAAAUAACAACAGCAAAGGAUAUAAGAAAUGAUGACCUCAAACUCUCUAUCCAAAGUCUUUAAAAAAAUUUCACACCAAUUCCUGUCUCUCAGAUGAAGAUGGAAUACAAAGAGACUGAAUUCUUGAUGUCUCUGCAGGCUGCCCUCCCAGCAGCAGAGACAGAAUCCUCAGAAAACACAGAGAAGAAAACAAAUGGGCAACCACCAGUGCAUUUCCCAAGAUAUAACAUGUGCUUCUGCACACGAGACUGCUUAACUGGAUAAAUAAAGCAUCUUAAAGAACUAAAGGUUUUCUUCUGCCCUAGAUACCCAUUCAUGUGUAAGAUGUUACCAAGUUCACUCUAACUAUUAAUUAGUGUUUGAACUUGUAAUGACAAUACGCAAGCUUGAUACUGACAGAAUGAACUUGUGUGGGUGGCCUCUUAGCAUAGGAACAUGCACAGUAAUUAACCCUUUAUUUAGUCAUGUUAGUCCGGGGUUGUUGCCUUUUAAGAAUAUUACUUUCAAAUAUCCUUGAGUGCUAGUUAUCAUUAAAAAAUAAAUAAUAGUUUUGGUGACUCUCCUUUCCCCCUCCCCCACAUACAAUAGAUAUAAGAGGACUUCUGAAAACUAACACAACAGGUUUAGAUAAAAGAUCUGUGGUGUUAAUUUGAGUUCUUAUUUUGAGUAUUUAAAAUGCAAUGGACACAGGGAUCAUCGCUAAUUAGCAUUUUGUGUAGCCAGGCCAGCAUGUGAUUCAACUGUUAUUGUGUUCCCCCUCCACCCCCACCACCCAUCACAGCUGAUCCGCAUGAAUGUUAUCAAGCAUUUGCAGCCUGAGAAAGACAAGAUCCAGAUCUGACUCCUUUAUUUUUCCACAAUUAGUAUCAAGUGGGGCAGAACAUUCUCCACCAUAAGUCAUUUACAUUGUCAUAUUAAUAUUAUCAUGCUUGUGAAUUUUAUUGUCUUGGGAUGGAUUGAGAGCUUUGACAUCAAUUCAGUGUUGUUAAUGGGAAAUAUUAUUUGCACAAGAUUUUUUCCUGUCUGCAAUCAGCCAUGCAGAAAUAUACUGUCAUCGAAGUGCCAAAAGAUGCUGAUCUGAAGUAGAAGUCGUUGGCUGGUAUUGGUGCCAGUCAGAUGAGAAUAAACUGCCAAGGAAGACACAAGUGAAAAAUGAUAGUUCAGGCCAAGUUUUUUUUUUUCUCUCUCUCUCACUCUUGAAAUUAGGUAUAUAACACAUGCAUACACAUAACAUCAGUCUCUAUGAAAUAUGAGGGAUGCCUGAUUAUAAGCAAACAGGGAAUCUUUGGGAAAAACUCAUGCAACUUCAUGCCCUAGUCCCUUAACUUGACAUAUCAUGGUUCUGAUAGUGAGAGAUUAACGUGAUGUGUGGGAAUGACAAGGGACUCCAUUUCUUCUAGGUUUCAGAGUAUGACAGGGGCUGGGCCCUCCCAGGAGGAGUAACUGGAAACAGAAGCUAUAGCCAGAAAUCAAGACGUCUUUGUGAACACCUGAAGCAGAAGUUUAUCCAGGAAUACAGACCUCCCAUAUGGUGGAGACAACACACAGGCAUGGGGCAGAAGAUGGCCCCUGUGCUGCCAAGCUUGUAAUGAUGACAAAGUCAUUCUAUAUAUCUAGUUUAGUUUAAGAUACAUUGGGAAGAACAAUUGAUGUGUCCAAUGACCUAAAUAAUUAAAAUUUUACACAAAAAUCAAGAGGUUAAGAAAGUCCAGGACAGAAGUAAAAUAAAAACUAAAAUAUAAAGUAUCUUGACUUCAAAGACCCUGUAAAUCAUUUCACUUGAGCAUCUCCCACUGAUGGAGAUGGUGCUAACAAUUCUAGUAGUGAAAAUCAAGGUAUUGAAGGAAAUCCAUCAGUUAUUUUAUAUGUUUUUGCAUGAUAUGAGGGUAAUUAAUCAGGCACAAAUUAAAGAAAGGCCAUACCUGUCAGCAUUAGAGGAAUUAUUAAAAUGUAUUGCAAUGAAAGAUACAAGGUUACCAUAUUAGAAUAUUGGGAGCCAUUUCUUUGAAGGAUAACCUAAGAGUAUGGAUGGCAGCUCUGCACACUGCCCAGCACAGCUGCCCGGACAGGACAGUUCUUACAAGUCAUGACUAUCAAUGAUUUCUUUUGUUCUUGGAUUGCAAAACAGGGAGAAUGCUUUUCAUAGCAUGUCAGAUUAUACGCAUAUUCAGUAGUCUACAGAUCUUUAACAGCUUUAGAAUUAGGAAUAUGUGACAUAAAUUUCGGAAAGAAAACUAUAAAAAUAAAUAAACAGACAAAAACUACGAAAGCAAGCAAAUAUCGCCUCCAGCUAUAGGAAGCAGAACGACCACACAACGCUUGCCCAGACUAUCACAGCGAAAACCCUAAUGUCGAAAGUUGUCUAGUGCUGAAUAAAGAAAUGCUGUUUGUUCUAACUUCCAGACCUGGGGGCAAUGGGUUGUGGUACAUAAGGAUAAGGUGUAGAUGUUUAAAAUUAUACCUUAUAUAUAACCAAGAACAAUUUGCUUGAUUGCAGAACACAUGAUUGAAAAUGAUAUUUUCUUAGUUGCUAUGAAUGACUUCCAUCUAAAAAUAUUGCCAACUCUAAGAAUAUAUUUACAAAAAAGGAAAAUGGUUAAAUAAACAUGUAAAGGCAAAGAAGAAAAAGAAAACUCUAGAAAAUACAUAGGAAAUUGCAAAGUAGUUGGACGCCUCUGAGGUGGGAUAGGCUGGGAGUGUUGUAUGCUGGGGUUUGAGAUUAGGGGUGAUAGUCAAGUGGGAAUUUAGCUUUUUCUAUAAUGUUUGUUUUAUUUAUGUCUUUAUUUUUGCCAUGAGAAGAUCGUCAUGCACUGUUUGUAUAAUUACUAUAAGUACAUGAAAAGCAGCUAUUAAGUAUAUUCUAACAGAUACAUAACCGGUUAAAUAAGAUAACAGACAAAAAUGUUAUAAACUGUUGUUGGAAGCAAAGGCACAUUUAAGAACACUAACUAAAAUUCUGUUCCUCGGAAGAGAACUGUGCUGGGAACUCAUGUCAAAUGGUAGAGCUAGAAGAACAGACUAUGAAGGACCUGAAAGAAAGUCAUUAUGCCAACACUCUGGGUGGCUCCACAUGUGUGAGGUUGACAUCUCAGGACAGUAAGUGGCAUUGCAUCUUGGCCAUCAGGACACCCACUAUCAGAAAAAAAAAUUUUAAAUGCUCAGCAAUAAGUUAUUUAGAGGAAGAUAAAACGUUUGCAAAGAAUCAAUAAACGCCUGUUACUAACUUUGGAAAAAACAAACUCAAACCAUUGAGCCCACGUAGAUGGAUAAGAGGUAUAAUACUCAUGUGCAAAGACGGCAGAUUGUUCUUCCUACAAAGCAUUUGACCUAAGUUUUUAAGAGCAGAUAAAGCAAUUAGACGUUUUGCUUGUAUGACCUGCCUGCAUUUAUUCCCCAUAUGCUUAGUCAUAAACCUUUGUGGCUAUUUUUUAUGUCCUCCCUGUUAUUUUUUUCCCUUUUUUCUAAACGUAUUAAAAUUCCUAAGAAGGUGAAAAUACUACUACUACUUCAAAUAGCAACGAUCACAGUAACCAACAUUUAUUUAGUGCUUGCUAUUUGCUCACUUAAUCUGUGCAGCAACCCUAAAGGCAUGUGUUCCUAUUAACCCCAUUUUUUAGUUAAAUCAGUUGAGAUUCUGAAGAACAAAAGAAUUUUUCCCUCAGUCACACAGCUGGAAAACAACAGUGCUGGGGGAUCGAGUCUAGACUGGACUGAAGGCAAAACCUAAAAUCGGGUCUCCACUGAGCCCUAAACGCUGUCUCCGAUGCGGGGUAGUGUGGAAGUACCAGGACGUCUUCCCUCAGGGGUGUUCAGAACUGAUUUAUUUAUAAAGUAUCUGUGUGUCUUUGGGUAAGUCACUUAACCUCCCCAGGAAAGCAGGCUGCUUCUCUGGAGAUUGAGGUGUUGCAGGAGAUGCUCUCCUGGCUCUACGUUUUCUGUGCUCCAGUUUCUGUCACCACACUACUUUCCAGAAAUGUAUUGAUUCUGAAUACAUGCUGUAGUUUCCUAUUGUGGUUCUCUGCAAGUGAGCAUGUGUGUGUGUGUGUGUACGUCUGUGUAUGUGAGAUUGUUGCCAAAAGAUUUUCAUCAAAACACAGGAGUCAAAAUACUUACCUUCUAACUGCAGUUGGAGCUGCUCCUGUCUAGGUAGGUGUUCCAGAUACCGGGCUGCUCUUAUUAUGGACUUGAUUUUAAGGAACGCCUAUUCCUUUUUUUUCACACAUGCUAAUACAGUGUCCCUCUUGCCUCUGCUAAUAGCCCAUGAGUCUUGAACUUGGAGCCAGAAAAGUACUUCCUUUGUAAAGCACAAAAGAACACCAGUUUUUUUUUUGUUUUUUUUUUUAUCACACGAGGCCUGAAUAAAGAGCUCUCCGACCGUUCAGAGGCUGCUUGCAUUGUGCAGCUGCUCCUUGACUGCUGAGAACAUCUCGCCGCUGACAAUGCCGUACCUGGAGGAAACACUGCACAGGGAGCUAUUCAGGAGUUGCAGGACUGGGAUUUUUGCCAGUGUCCUCUGAAAGAUCGGGGGCCUUUUUUCUUGGUCAAACCCUGAUAAGCAUAUUGCAGUUCGUUGUUGUUUGGUGGUUGUUUGCCUGCCAGUGUUUGUUUCACAAUUUUAUUGCAAUGAUGUCUUCCCAACAUGCUGGCACUUAGUUAUUUUUUCUUUUCCUGUUUUGGUCCCACCUCCAUGAAAUGUACAGUGAGCCUUUGAUUGGUCAUAGUCCAUUCCCAGUUAGCAAUGCAUCACUGUGUGGACUGAGUUCCCAUGACUUUGGCUCUCUAGGACAAUGUCUCUUUCUUCACCAAGCUGAUGGUAAAUAUCUGGUCAGCCUCAUCUAUUUAAAACCAGCCAAGCAGGAAUCCUAGUGCUGGGGAGAGGAUUCUUUUGUUUGUUUGGUGAAGUAGAGAAAUAAAGUCUGCCCGCUGAACUACUAUGAGGUCAGAAGCCUUGCUGCUAUAUUUCACACUGCUACACUUUGCUGGGGCUGGUUUCCCAGAAGAUUCUGAGCCAAUCAGUAUUUCGCAUGGCAACUAUACAAAACAGUAUCCGGUGUUUGUGGGCCACAAGCCAGGACGGAACACCACACAGAGGCACAAACUGGACAUCCAGAUGAUUAUGAUCAUGAAUAGAACCCUCUACAUUGCUGCUAGGGACCAUAUUUAUACUGUUGAUAUAGACACCUCACACACAGAAGAAAUUUAUUGUAGCAAAAAACUGACAUGGAAAUCUAGACAGGCUGACGUAGACACAUGCAGAAUGAAGGGAAAACAUAAGGAUGAGUGUCACAACUUUAUUAAAGUCCUUCUAAAGAAAAACGAUGAUACUUUGUUUGUCUGUGGAACGAACGCUUUCAACCCUUCCUGCAGAAACUAUAAGAUGGAUACUUUGGAACCUUUUGGGGAUGAAUUUAGUGGAAUGGCCAGAUGCCCUUAUGAUGCCAAACAUGCCAACGUUGCACUGUUUGCAGAUGGAAAACUAUACUCGGCCACAGUGACUGACUUCCUUGCCAUCGAUGCAGUCAUUUACCGGAGUCUGGGAGACAGCCCAACCCUACGGACCGUCAAGCAUGAUUCAAAAUGGUUGAAAGAACCAUACUUUGUCCAAGCAGUGGAUUAUGGAGACUAUAUCUACUUCUUCUUCAGGGAAAUAGCGGUGGAGUACAACACCAUGGGAAAGGUAGUUUUCCCAAGAGUGGCUCAGGUUUGUAAGAAUGACAUGGGAGGGUCUCAAAGAGUCCUGGAGAAACAGUGGACAUCUUUCCUCAAGGCUCGCCUGAACUGCUCAGUUCCCGGAGACUCUCAUUUUUAUUUCAACAUACUCCAGGCUGUUACAGACGUGAUUCAUAUUAAUGGCCGUGACGUUGUCCUGGCAACCUUUUCCACACCUUAUAACAGCAUCCCUGGGUCUGCAGUUUGUGCCUAUGACAUGCUUGACAUUGCCAAUGUUUUUACUGGAAGAUUCAAAGAACAGAAGUCUCCAGAUUCCACCUGGACACCAGUUCCUGAUGAACGAGUGCCUAAGCCCAGGCCAGGUUGCUGUGCUGGCUCAUCCUCCUUAGAAAAAUAUGCAACCUCCAAUGAGUUUCCUGAUGAUACCCUGAACUUCAUCAAAACGCACCCGCUCAUGGACGAGGCUGUGCCUUCCAUAAUCAACAGGCCAUGGUUCCUGAGGACAAUGGUCAGAUACCGCCUGACCAAAAUUGCCGUGGACACCGCUGCUGGGCCCUAUCAGAAUCACACUGUGGUUUUCCUGGGAUCAGAGAAGGGAAUCAUCUUGAAGUUUUUGGCCAGGAUAGGAAACAGUGGUUUCCUAAAUGACAGCCUUUUCCUGGAGGAGAUGAGCGUUUACAACCCUGAAAAGUGUAGCUAUGAUGGAGUAGAAGACAAGAGGAUUAUGGGCAUGCAACUGGACAAAGCAAGCAGUUCUCUGUAUGUUGCAUUCUCCACCUGUGUGAUCAAAGUUCCCCUUGGCCGGUGUGAACGACAUGGGAAGUGUAAAAAAACCUGUAUCGCCUCCAGAGACCCAUAUUGCGGGUGGGUAAAGGAAGGAGGUUCCUGUGCCCACCUGUCACCCGGCAGCAGACUGACUUUUGAACAGGACAUAGAGCGUGGCAAUACAGAUGGCCUGGGGGACUGUCACAAUUCCUUCGUGGCACUGAAUGACAUUUCAACUCCUCUACCAGAUCAUGAAAUGUCUUACAACACAGUAUAUGGGCACUCCAGUUCCCUCUGGCCCAGCACCACCACGUCAGAUUCGGCGGCUCAAGAGGGGUAUGAGUCUAGGGGAGGAAUGCUGGACUGGAAGGAUCUGCUCGAUUCACCUGACAGCACAGACUCUUUGGGGGCAGUGUCUUCCCAUAAUCACCAAGACAAGAAGGGAGUGAUACGGGAAAGUUACCUCAAAGGCCACGACCAGCUCGUUCCUGUCACCCUCUUGGCCAUUGCGGUGAUUCUGGCUUUUGUCAUGGGGGCCGUCUUCUCCGGCAUCAUCGUCUAUUGCGUCUGCGAUCACCGGCGCAAAGAUGUGUCGGCCGUGCAGCGCAAGGAGAAGGAGCUCGCCCACUCGCGCCGGGGCUCCAUGAGCAGCGUCACCAAGCUCAGCGGCCUCUUUGGGGACACCCAGUCCAAAGACCCGAAGCCAGAGGCCAUCCUCACACCACUCAUGCACAACGGCAAGCUCGCCACUCCCAGCAACACGGCCAAGAUGCUCAUCAAGGCUGACCAGCACCACCUGGACCUGGCAGCCUUGCCCACCCCCGAGUCCACCCCGACGCUGCAGCAGAAGCGGAAGCCCAGCCGCGGCAGCCGCGAGUGGGAAAGGAAUCAGAACCUCAUCAAUGCCUGCACCAAGGACAUGCCCCCCAUGGGCUCCCCUGUGAUUCCCACGGACCUGCCCCUCCGGGCCUCCCCCAGCCACAUCCCCAGCGUGGUGGUCCUGCCCAUCACGCAGCAGAGCUACCAGCAUGAGUAUGUGGACCAACCCAAAAUGAGCGAGGUGGCCCAGAUGGCGCUGGAGGACCAGGCGGCCACCCUGGAGUAUAAGACCAUCAAGGAACAUCUCAGCAGCAAGAGCCCCAACCAUGGGGUGAACCUUGUGGAGAACCUGGACAGCCUGCCCCCGAAAGUCCCCCAGCGGGAGGCCUCGCUGGGCCCUCCGGGAGCCUCCCUGUCUCAGAACGGCCUGAGCAAGCGGCUGGAGAUGCACCACUCCUCCUCCUACGGCCUUGACUAUAAGAGGAGCUACCCCACGAACUCGCUCACGAGAAGCCACCAGGCCACCACUCUCAAAAGAAACAAUACUAACUCCUCCAAUUCCUCCCACCUCUCCAGAAACCAGAGCUUUGGCCGGGGUGACAACCCGCCUCCCGCCCCGCAGAGGGUGGACUCUAUCCAGGUGCACAGCUCGCAGCCGUCUGGCCAGGCCGUGACUGUGUCAAGGCAGCCGAGCCUCAACGCCUACAACUCACUGACCAGGUCGGGGCUGAAGCGCACCCCCUCGCUAAAGCCGGACGUACCCCCCAAACCUUCCUUUGCUCCCCUUUCCACAUCCAUGAAGCCCAAUGAUGCGUGUACAUAAUCCCAGGGGGAGGGGUCAGGUAUGGAACCAGCAGGAAAGGCGAGGCGCCCGCUCAGCUCGGCAAGGUUCUCAACUGCCUGAGGACCCACCAGACCAGGAUGGCCGGCAAAGCCCAGGACGCUGGGGCCUCCUCUGGGACGCGGGGUCCUCUCCAAAAUUGGGCCGUGUGGUUUGGUGAAGGUUUGCGGCGCGGGACUCACCUCCAUUCUCUCCCUUCACUCUCCCCCACACCCUGCAACAGGUCGGACUCACAAAAGACUUAAAUUAUCAUCACAAACAUGAGCCAAAAGCACAUACACACCCACCCCCACACACACACACACACACACACACACACACACACACAGAGGUGAACAGCAACUGCAACAUUUUGUCCAUGACUGCACGGGGCGCUGCCAGACUGGGCUAGCGUUCUGACCUGCAAAACACAAAUACAUUUUAAAAAAUCAUGAAAAUGAAAAAGACAAAAAAAUAAAGAAUUCAUUGAUAAUUCUAACUCAGACUUUAACAAUGGCAGAAGUUUACUAUGCGCAGAUACUGUGAAAUGCCCACCAGUGUUACAGCUUUCUGUUAUAGCAGAUUCAUGCCAUGUUGGGCAACUAUGUCAUAGAUUUCUGCUCCUCCUCUCUUUUAAUGAAAUAACGUGACCGUUAACGCAAGUAACUCUUUAUUUAUUGUUCACCCUUUUUUUCCUUAAGGAAAGGACUCUUCCACAUACCACCCUAUGAACAGCUCUUCAGAAAGCCCCUUGAAAGUUAAACUAUUUAACGUGAAAUCCAUUAACUGGAAUAAUUAAGUUUCUUUAUUUUUACAAUAAAUUCACUGAGUAAAUAAGUUGGAGCUGGAAUUCUGAGCUUUGUGUUUGAACUGUCUGAUCUCUAGCUCAAGGAAAAAGGAGGGGAAUGUUUAUUUAAAUCUACCGGUUGAUUGGCUGGUCAGGUCUCUGGCCUAUAACAUGCAAAAAAUUAAUUGGUUUAAAAGUCCUUCCAGAUCCUAACUUCUAAAGCAACCAGGAGAGGAACUUUCAAAAUGGCGCAUCCGUGUCCUGUUGCUGCCAACAUGGCUUUGUCAGUGGUUCCUACUUUCUGUGAAGGCACCAGCUUGUGAUACGCCAUCCCAUUUCACCUUGCAUGUGAGACAGCAAACAAAAUCCACAAACGGUGUGAACUAGUUAAUAUGCUGGCUGCUACCUUGCAUAAAUUAAUGGUUUGAUCACACGGGUUUAUCGUGGGGUUACAUCUGUGAAUAGCCUGUUUUCCACAUGUAAAUUUGUGCCUUACACCCUGAGUUGUGUACACUUGUAAACUGUCGUUAUGAGAAGGUUUUUCCCCCUUUUGAAAUAAAUGCAGAUAUUUAUUUAACCCUCCCUCCCCCCACCCCCAUUCCAGCCUUCUGGAAGAUGAGCAUCCAGCAGAUGGAAGAAGAAUGCGGUGGUGAUCCUGCAGCCUGGGAAAGCUGGGCAGCAGCACACCCUCCAAUUCACACUUCCUUCUAGUCGUGCCAACUCCAACCACCCUUGGCCAUGCUGUCAGGCGUGGACCCCAGUGUUGUGUGUGGCAAAUCCCCUUUCUCCCUCCGGAGCUCCCUGUUUCCCUUUUAUUCUCAGAUCAUUUCAACAUGGUGAUAUCCUCUUUAGCCCGCAGAAAAGGGACUAACUGAAUGUCCCAGUCCUCAUUUCUGCCAUGUCCCCUGGCUGGAGAGCAAGCUGUGUGUGGUUGGGCAGGCACCUGGGAGGAGUCUCCAAGCCGUGUGCUCAGCACCUCCAUGCAAUGCACACAAAGAAAUGACAUGGAAAUAGAUGCAGGCAGGCUGGUCCCUGCUGUGAUUAAUGAGUAACUCCAAGUACAAGGCCGACCACAAUGGAUGCUGCAAAAACGUUGACUGGGGCAAAAGAUUUUUAAUUUCUUUAUCCUUUUGUCGUUACUGUUUGUAGGGGGGUGGGGUGGGGCGUGUGUUUCCCCCUUGGUUUGUUUUCGUUAAGCUCAAGCACACAGGAGGGACUUUUGUUUACUCUAUCACGAACAAAAGAAUUGUCAACAUACUGUAAACCAUGAGCGUUGUUGUUGGUUGUUAUUUUUUUUUAAACAGUUAAACAGUAGAGUGACUGGUCUCUUUGUCUUUUUUUAUUUCCAGUUUUAUCUUCUGGGUUUAGUUUUGUCUUUUAAAAGAAACUUUCCAAAAAAAGACAACUUUGGACAAUUUUGAGUUGGCUGGUGAAAAAGUGGCGCCUCCGUAAUCAGCGAGACCUGGGUAGCGAGGGCAGGAGCACACCCUUUUGUUUCAAAUGUCCCUUGCAGUUUUGCUGUUGUUCGGGGCAGGUUUUUGUUGUUUUUGUGUUAUUUUGUUUUGUUCGUGGAAUCAAUGUUCACAUCCUGUGAACUCUGUACCCUGAAACCAUGAAGUCUUUUCUAGAAACCCAGAUAGUGUUUUUUCCCUUGGAUUUUCUUUAGAAAUGCAGAGCAUAGGAAGGCAAUGGGUGUGUAUCAGCCUGCUGCCUUCUCCCCCAAUUCUGACUCCUAAGAGUAUUGACGGUGCAGCGCCCCCUCUCGUCUGUAUGUGGGCAUCAUUGCCUCAGCCGUGUUAUGGAGACCUGUGUCAGAACUUCCAUCCUGCCUCCCUACCUCCCACGACCCAUCACUUGCGGUGUUAACACUAAAAUGCCCACAUGUAUUGAGCUGGUCUUCUGCAUUUAAGUAUUGUUCCCCUUUUCUUUUUUUCCCCACUGUGUUUGGGGGGAGGGUCCGUAAACCUGAGUGUGCCUUUGCUUUCCACCCUUGCUAGACACUGGUAGACGCAACCAACUCAGAUUUAUAUUUGUUGUAAAGCUGUAAAAAUAUUGUGAUGUCACCAAUUUUCCUUCCAUCUCCACAUCCCCUAACAUCUGAUUCACGACUUAAUGUAUGUUGUAAAAAAGAAAAAAAGAAUCGAAAAAAAGGGAAAAAAGACAAAAAAAGCAAGGAAAAGGCUCUUUAUUACUUAAAAGUAAUAAAACAAGACUUCAA
Messenger RNA from Equus caballus (horse), 19293 nucleotides. NCBI's taxonomy places the organism in Eukaryota, Metazoa, Chordata, Mammalia, Perissodactyla, Equidae. The record is from RefSeq and is a predicted model, not a curated record.